AUGGUUCUUUCAUUUUUUCUUUCAGCUUUAAUAAAUUGCAAUCUUCUCUCUCUCUCUCUCUCUCUCUCUCUCUCUAAUACGUUGAGUUUCUUUUUUUUUGCUUCUUGCUUCUUAUUUUUCCUCUUACUUUCUUUCAUUUUUUCUUUUUCAUUCUGGGUUUUUUACUUCUUAAUUUUCCUCUUUCUUUCUUUUUUUCUUUCUUAUUUUUCAUCUUUCUUCGAACGUUCUUCAACUUUCUUUCUUUGCUUAUACGUCUUUCUAUUUUCUUUCUUUCUUUCGUUGCUUCUUGUUUCUCCUCUUUCUUUCUUUCUUUCUUUCUUUCAUCAACUUCUUUUCUUUGUUUAUACUUCUUCCUCUUUAUUUCUUACUUUCCUUCUUUCUUUCUUUCUUUGCCUCUCAUUUUCUUCGUUCUUGUGUUCUCUCUUUUUCUUUGAACCUUUCCUUUCAACUUUUUUUAUUUUUUUGCUCGUACUUCUUCGUCUUUCUUUCUUUCUUUCUUUCUUUCUUUCUCACUCUAUAUAUCAUUUUUAUUCUUCCUCUUUCUUUUCGAACCUUCUUCAACUUUCUUUCUUUCCUUAUACUUCUUUCUUUCUUCAACAUUCUUUCUUUGUUCACACUUCUUCCUCUUUCUUUCUUCCUUUCUUUCUUUUCUUGGCUCUUAUUUUUCCUUGUUCUUGCUUUCUUUUUUUUCUUUGA
Messenger RNA from Acanthosepion pharaonis, 696 nucleotides. The record is from the annotation of a GenBank genome assembly. NCBI's taxonomy places the organism in Eukaryota, Metazoa, Mollusca, Cephalopoda, Sepiida, Sepiidae.